Molecule: messenger RNA, 96 nt
Organism: Protopolystoma xenopodis
Lineage: Eukaryota; Metazoa; Platyhelminthes; Monogenea; Polystomatidea; Polystomatidae
Source: the annotation of a GenBank genome assembly
GAAGAAGGAGAAGAAGGAGAAGAAGGAGAAGAAGGAGAAGAAGGAGAAGAAGGAGAAGAAGGAGAAGGAAAAGAAGAAGAAGAAGAAGAAGAAUAA